AGAAGCUUGGGUAUUGUGUUUUACACACCGUGUAUUUAAUGCCAGAAUACAAAGUACACAACGCGUAGAGUCAUACAAUAAUAUUAUUAAAAAUAAUGUUAAUGAGUCAUCUUCAAUUUACGGAGCUUGA
Molecule: messenger RNA, 130 nt
Organism: Funneliformis mosseae
Lineage: Eukaryota; Fungi; Glomeromycota; Glomeromycetes; Glomerales; Glomeraceae
Source: the annotation of a GenBank genome assembly